AUCCCUCCCUCGAGCCGCGUUGCUACCGCGUCAGUCCAACUUCCUUCCUUACAACGGUCGCGUUCGCAGUCUUCGCCGAGAAGUGCGGGCAGACGUGCGGCCGGUGCGGCGCAAGAUACGAAGCUGGGCGUGUGGAGGUGGCCUCGGCCAGUGUCAACGAUAAGAUAGCGGGCGAACAAGAAUAUAGUACUUGCUCGGCGGACACUCUCAGAGUCCAUCCUUGUACCAACAUUCGACACGCGCUGCACAGGGGCUUCUUAGGCGUUUCGAGCAGACCUUGUAAUGGAGCCUUCGAUAUGCCUCACGCACGGACAGGACACCUUGGAGAUUAAACGCUUCGGAGCCACCGUGACAUCAUGGCGUGUUGACGGCGAAGAAAUACUUUUCAUGAGCGAGAAAUCCUCGUCCGACUGCACGGCGCCCAUUCGCGGCGGCAUACCAAUAGUGUUCCCAAACUUUGGCCCUUGGGCACUCGGACCUCAUCAUGGAUUUGCCCACACGAUGGAAUGGACCAUUAAGGAACCGCCGACGCAGACCGAUCAAGAUGCAAGAGUGGUUCUCAAGCUCGUUGAUGACGAUUACACUCGAUCGAUCUGGGAUCACAGAUUCGAAUUGUCUCUUAGUAUCACCCUGAAGAAAUCUGAACUUGAUAUUCAACUGGCGGUCACGAACAAUGGAGGCAAUGGAUUCGACUUCACCGUGCUCCUUCAUCCGUACUGGAAAGUCCCGGAUGUCCGAGAAUGUCAGCUCUCGGGUUGCCAUGGCACCUCUUUCAUUGACAAGACCCGUAACUACGCCGAAUUUCGUGAGGAACGAGAGCUCGUGAAAGUGGCAGAGUGGACGGACAGCAUCUACAAGGAGACCCAGAACCGUCACACGCUCUCUGGUGUCAGCGGAAACAGAACUCUUCUUAUCGAAAAGAAAAAUUUGCCUGACACAGUGGUUUGGAACCCGUGGUCCAAAAUGGCCGCCGAGCUGCCCGACUUCGGCUCGCGAGAGUUCCUCAACAUGGUCUGCGUGGAGCCGGGACUCGUGGCAAAACCGAUUCGACUGGAACCGGGGUGCCGCUUCGACGCGUCAUGCACCUUCCGGAUCGUGGAAUAAAUCGGGUGCAGCGCGGUGGAA
This is a messenger RNA of Ixodes scapularis (black-legged tick), 1125 nucleotides long. Its product is annotated as putative glucose-6-phosphate 1-epimerase. NCBI's taxonomy places the organism in Eukaryota, Metazoa, Arthropoda, Arachnida, Ixodida, Ixodidae. Gene Ontology annotation, molecular function: isomerase activity; carbohydrate binding. The coding region runs from base 283 to 1104 and encodes 273 amino acids. The record is from RefSeq and is a predicted model, not a curated record. Gene Ontology annotation, biological process: carbohydrate metabolic process. The transcript is spliced from 11 exons.